This is a messenger RNA of Entamoeba histolytica HM-1:IMSS, 723 nucleotides long. RefSeq names its product DNA-damage inducible protein, putative. Gene Ontology annotation, molecular function: aspartic-type endopeptidase activity. Gene Ontology annotation, biological process: proteolysis. Bases 1 to 723 code for a protein of 240 amino acids. The record is from RefSeq and is a predicted model, not a curated record. The transcript has a single exon. NCBI's taxonomy places the organism in Eukaryota, Evosea, Mastigamoebida, Endamoebidae.
AUGGAAAUUGUUAAAGAACAACAGAAAAUAGAAGAAAGAAUAAGACAAGAAGAAAUUGAAAGACAGAUAAAAGUUCUAGAAAAAGAACAUCCAGAGUUAUUAGUUAAAGGAGAAUUAGUGUUUAUUAAAGUUAAAAUUAAUGGAGUUGUCAAAGAGGCAAUGAUAGACUGUGGGGCACAAGAAACAGUAAUAUCAAUCAGAGCAUGUAAAGAAUGUAAUUUAGAAACACAAAUAGAUUAUAGAGUAAAAAAAAUGUAUCAAGGAGUAGGAAGAAUGGAAACAAUAGGGGUCAUUCAUCUUGUUCCAAUAAUUAUUGGAAAUACGUAUUGUAUUACAACACUGAAUGUGCUUGGAGAUGAUUCACCACUUGACCAUUUGUUAAUAGGGACAAACACACUUAAAUCAAUUGGUGCAGUUAUAGACUUUUCUGAAGGUGUGUUAAGAAUUAAAAAUGACAAGAUUAAAUUUAUGAGUAACACUGAUGUUGAUUAUAUUUUGCAGAAACCUUUUCACAUUAGACAAAUUCAUGGUGAUUCUUCGUUUAAUAAAACUAAUCCUAUCUUUAAACCCACAUUACCUCACUUUGAAAAUGCAUGUCUUCCUCGAUACCCAAUUUCUCUUAUUGAACAAGUUAUGAUAGAUGGAAAAACUGAAGAAGAAGCAAGUGAAAUAUUAGACAAGUCAGGAGGUGAUAUUUCAUUCAGUAAAAUAAAACUAUAUUGA